GCAUUAUUUGACAACAGACUCGGCUGUCACUUCGGUUUGUUUACAUUUGCAGAGAGUAGGAUUUUGGGGUUUUGUGAAGUUGUUCUUUGGAAGUCAGAAUUCUUAAUUACGAGGCCGCAGCAUGAGUGAUGACACCGUAGUUAUUGAGGUUUAUGCAGAAAACAACAAACAGGAGAACUUCGAUUCGAAUGCAGACCAGGCCGACAUCAAAGCGAAACUGUUGAAAUGUGGCGAAAUCUACACCCUGGACAAUGUAAAUUAUAUUCUUGUUUGUAAUAUAUGUGAAGAAUCGUUUCUUGAUGCAUUAGAAUUUGGCAAUCACUAUCGAGGGAAGCAUCCUCCCCUCGAACAGAAUACUCCUCCUUUGCCUAUCUUCAACGAUAAUCAACUAAACACUCCUAUCGUCAACGAUAUUGAACCAAACGCUCCUAUAAUUAUCGUCGACGAUAAUGAACCAAGCACUCCACCGCCUGUUGACAACGAUAACAUGGAAGAACCUAGUGAAGAAAAGGAAGGAAAUGGAACUGCAGAUUUGGAUUUUCUUCCAUCGGAAUACAAGAUGAAAGAGGAAGACUUGCCUGAACCUCAAGAAUGUAUCGAACUGAGCAGUGAUGACGACUCAACCAAUGACAACAUUGCUAGCAACCACCAGAAUAUCAUGCAGGAAGAAAUAUCGGAACCUAAGUCGAAUUCCACUUCCAUAGUAUCGAAACCCAUGUAUGAUUUCAACUGCAAAAUAUGUGGUAGCCCAUUACAAAAUGACGAAUCCCUGCGGGAGCAUCUAAUCCAUCAACACAAAUUCAUCGAGUGCGUAUACUGCAAAAAAAUUUGCAUUAACCAAACGGAGUUUAAAACACACUUCGCAACACAUAAUUGCGACAUAAGCAAUCCCAACAGAAUUAGACAAUGCCGACAGCUAUAUUAUAAUCUUGUAUAUGAUAACCGGGUAAAGAAAACAGCUCCCAAAUGUAAAAAAAUAGUUCCUUCUAGCAAAAAUCGUGAAAGUGUCCUCAAAUACCGACAAAAAAUCUACCAAAUGCUUAAGAGACACUCGAAACAACAUUCUUCAGCAAAGAAAUUUAAAUGUCCUGACUGUAAUACGCAAUUUGAAACUCUGGAACUCUUGAAAACACAUCAAAAUGCACCUUUGCAUUUUUCAUUCACAUAUGAUUGCUGAAAGCGCACCUGUGCAUUUCCGCUGCGAGGUAACAUUUUAAUUAACAAACGAAAUUGUAAUUAAUUGCAUUCAAACCGCGAAUAAAAAAAGGUUCAAUUCCAAG
This is a messenger RNA of Hermetia illucens (black soldier fly), 1280 nucleotides long. RefSeq names its product gastrula zinc finger protein xFG20-1-like. The coding region runs from base 122 to 1177 and encodes 351 amino acids. The record is from RefSeq and is a predicted model, not a curated record. The transcript is spliced from 2 exons. NCBI's taxonomy places the organism in Eukaryota, Metazoa, Arthropoda, Insecta, Diptera, Stratiomyidae.